This is a messenger RNA of Penicillium paradoxum, 1497 nucleotides long. Its product is annotated as misato family protein. The coding region runs from base 1 to 1497 and encodes 498 amino acids. Gene Ontology annotation, cellular component: cytoplasm. The transcript has 5 exons. NCBI's taxonomy places the organism in Eukaryota, Fungi, Ascomycota, Eurotiomycetes, Eurotiales, Aspergillaceae. The record is from RefSeq and is a predicted model, not a curated record. Gene Ontology annotation, biological process: mitochondrion distribution.
AUGCAUGAAAUUGUUACACUUCAACUUGGCCAACGGGCUAACUAUCUAGCAACUCAUUUCUGGAACCUACAGGAAUCAUAUUUCACAUACAACGAUGCGGAACAGUCCCUUGUUGAUCAUGACGUUCAUUUCCGGCCAGGGUUUGGCGCAGACGGCUCCGAGACGUACACUCCGCGCACAUUAAUCUAUGACCUGAAGGGCGGAUUUGGAACAUUGCGCAGAUAUAAUGCUCUCUAUGAGUUGACUGAAGACUCCAACGCAGGCCAAGGCUUAUGGGACGGGCGAGAAAUAAUUCAAAAGCAAACUCCAAUCCAGCAAAGCGACUAUCAGAAAAGCUUGGAUUUGGGUACACCAGCUCCUCGCUUGACUUCAGAGUCUGUGCGUUACUGGUCAGACUACAAUCGCGUGUACUAUCAUCCCAAGUCUAUCGUUCAGUUAAAUGAAUAUGAAUUGAACUCCCAGACUAUGCCCUUCGAGGACUGGAAUGUCGGAGAAGAGCUAUUCAAGGACCUUGAUAAGGAGCAUGACUUGCUGGAUCGUGAUUUGAGACCUCUCAUCGAAGAAUGUGACCACUUGCGGGCACUGCAACUGUUCUCCGGGUCAGACGAUGCCUGGGGCGGAUUCUCCGCGCAGUAUAUGGAAAGGCUGCGGGACGAAUUUGGAAAGAAAAGUAUUUGGGUCUGGGCGAUUGAGGAUGGCACCAGGACACAGCGGCAUCAUCAGUUCAAGAAGGACACGAACAAGGCGAGGUCACUCUAUUCGAUUGCACCACAGGCCUCGCUCUAUGCCCCGAUUAUUGACCUUCCCCAUAAGUUACCUGGAGACCUCAAUGUCGAUCGCCAAUCAGAAUGGCAGAAAACCGCCCUGAUAGCCUCGGCUAUCGAAACGGUCACGCUGCCUUCCCGAUUGCGGCCAUAUCAGCAUUUCGAGGCCUCUCUGGCGGGAGAGGAUGGCACGCACACCAUCUUCGAAUUGCAAUCUUCAAUCAAUAAGAAUAAAGUCGAUGACAGUCACACUAAGGAGCCCUCCCAUGAAGACGAGUCGACAAAAGCCGAAACUGAAUUUGAUAUCGACUUCGCCUAUGACGGCGAGUACAACAACGGCGCCCAUAUUUUCAAUCAAGUCCAAGUAACCCGUGGAGAUGAGCGAGGAAUGGACAGCAAGUCUGUUGAGGACAGGGACAUUGGACACACUCGCAAACUCAGGCGUUACAACUCGGAGUCUAUGCUCCAAAGUUUCCACGCACCACUCAGCAUGCCUAUCCUUGAUAGUUUCCCGCACAGCAUGUUCUCCGCCGCCCACGCAGGUACUGGUGUCAACGUGUUUACCGCAUUGACCGCCUCGACGCGGACAGCUCAAAAGAUCAAGGCUAUCUCGGCUACUGCCGCCCGCCUGGUCUCAGUUGACGAGCGUGAGGCCCUGGUCAAUGGACUCGGGGAGAUUCGAGAAUUCUACGAGACAGGGUGGAGCAGUGGCUCGGACGAUGAAGACGAUUAG